Molecule: messenger RNA, 295 nt
Organism: Laccaria bicolor S238N-H82
Lineage: Eukaryota; Fungi; Basidiomycota; Agaricomycetes; Agaricales; Hydnangiaceae
Exons: 1
Coding region: 74-295 (73 amino acids)
Source: RefSeq, a predicted model, not a curated record
UGAUAUGGCAAAGGAAUCAAUUAUUUAUAUCUACCUGCCACAUACAGGGAACGAAGGUCCAUACAGCUUUGUUAUGUCAAAUAAGAGCCGAGCGCCUGGAUACGCGCUAGGAAUCAAGCGCUUGCCUGAUCGGAAAGUGGUGUCGAUCAUAUCAAAGGCGAAUUGGAAGUCUCUUCAGUUGGAACAUCGUUGUAAACCACGACUGGAAAUGCGCAAGAGCGUGAUGGAAAUGCAAUCAAUGCAAAAAACAAAACAAAAAAAGAGUUCCAGCAAGGUCCAUCGAAAGAAAGGAUAA